UAACUAACAAGUUUAUUAUAAAGUAAACAUCUUAUUUUUUUUUUUGCCUUCGAAAGAAACAAAAUACAACAUUUUCCCAUUUCACAGUAAAGUCUUUAUAGAGAUGUCCAGCAGUGAAUCUACUGAGGUCUUUCCAAAAUGUUCUAGCGUAUGAAACAUUAUUAGCUCACUAAUUCGAAUUGUUGUGGUGGCGUGACGUGGGCUCAGUGCACUCCGGAUCAGCAGGUGGCGCUGUUUAUCAUUGUACAUCUGUACAGUAACAAUGAAGGCAUUCUACCGCCGCGCGUUUUAAGUCAGAGAAGAAGAACUCAGCCAGUAAGAAGCGGAGGAACUGCGCAUGAGCGUUGUGCAACAUGGAGGUGUCGGUGAGCGCUUUGGGCCGCAGAGGUUCUACCUGCGUGUUUCCGGUCGGUUCUGUGGUCAGGCACGUCCUGGACCGGCUCGUGCCGCUUCCGGAGGAUUUCUACGUCACCAGAGAUGGGCGCCGGGCACACCUGGACGAUCCUCUGGAGCAUGGAGCCGUCUAUCAUCUGGAGCUCCGCCUCCUUGGAGGGAAAGGAGGGUUCGGUUCGAUGCUGCGCGCGCUCGGCGCUCAGAUUGAAAAGACGACCAAUCGAGAGGCCUGCAGGGACCUCAGUGGGCGGAGACUCAGAGACGUCAACCACGAGAAAGAGAUGGCGGACUGGCUGAAGAAGCAAGCGGAGCGCGAGGCAGAGAAGGAGCAGCGGCGUCUGGAGCGCUUGCAGAGGAAGCUCAAUGAGCCCAAACACCAGUUCACCGACGCAGAGUACCAGCAGCAGUGCCACGACCUGUCCGAGCGACUCGAGGACUCCGUGCUCAGAGGUCUGCAGGCUUCCUCCAGCAGCCAGGUGAAGGUGGACGACGUGUGCGGCGCCAAGAGGCUGAACUGUGAUCAGAGUGAGCAGCCUGCGAAGAAGAAGACGAAGACCGCAGGAGGAGGGGGGGGGUGCUUCUGGUGAGUCUUUAAUGACAGGAAGAG
Molecule: messenger RNA, 1000 nt
Organism: Neolamprologus brichardi
Lineage: Eukaryota; Metazoa; Chordata; Actinopteri; Cichliformes; Cichlidae
Source: RefSeq, a predicted model, not a curated record